Scophthalmus maximus (turbot) is the source of this 4041-nucleotide messenger RNA. It is a transcript of the gene cand2, whose product is annotated as cullin-associated and neddylation-dissociated 2 (putative). Gene Ontology annotation, cellular component: nucleus. The coding region runs from base 110 to 3841 and encodes 1243 amino acids. NCBI's taxonomy places the organism in Eukaryota, Metazoa, Chordata, Actinopteri, Pleuronectiformes, Scophthalmidae. The transcript is spliced from 24 exons. The record is from RefSeq and is a predicted model, not a curated record. Gene Ontology annotation, biological process: protein ubiquitination; SCF complex assembly.
CCCGUGUCCGCCCCCCCCCCGGUCUGUCUCCAUGUUGACGACCUGAAUCUGUUGCUGCAGUUAGUUGCUCACAGUUUCUCUCGCAGAACAAAGUUUGACAGAAGCGAAGAUGUCGAGUGUCUCCUACCACGUGUCCAACCUGUUGGAGAAGAUGACGUCGACUGACAAAGACUUCAGGUUCAUGGCCACGAACGACCUGAUGCUGGAGCUGCAGAAGGACAGCAUCAAGCUGGACGAGGACAGCGAGAGGAAGGUGGUGACCAUGCUGCUCAAACUGCUGGAGGACAAGAACGGAGAGGUUCAGAACCUGGCGGUGAAAUGCCUGGCGCCUCUGGUGAGGAAGGUGAAGGAGCCUCAGCUGGAGACGAUGGUGGACACGCUGUGCUCCAACAUGGUGUCGGACAAGGAGCAGCUCCGAGACAUCUCCAGUAUGGGAGUGAAGACGCUGAUCGCCGAGCUGCCGCUGUCUUCAGCAGGUUUGAGUCUGACGGUCAGUGUGUGUAAGAGGAUCACCUCCCAGCUGAUCGGGGCCAUGGGCAAACAGGAGGACGUGUCGGUCCAGUUGGAGGCUCUGGACAUCCUGUCCGAGAUGCUGGGAAGGCUCAGUGGUGCACUGGUCAGUUUCCACAGCUCGCUGCUCCACAGUCUCCUGCCUCAGCUGACCAGCCCCAGAAUGGCGGUGAGGAAACGCUCCAUCUUGGCUCUGGGCCACCUGGUGCCCUGCUGUAGCUCCGCCCUCUUCUCCCAGCUCACCGAACACCUGCUGACGGAGUUGGCCAAGGCUCCGCCCACGUCUCUGACCAGGACGUACAUCCAGUGCCUCGCUACGAUCAGUCGUCAGGGCGCCCACCGAGUCGGCGAACAUUUAGAGAAACUGAUCCCUGUGGUCGUUAAGUUCACCGGCGUGGAGGACGACGAGCUCAGAGAAUAUUGUUUCCAGGCCUUUGAAGCCUUCAUACGCAGGUGUCCAAAGGAGAUGUCGCCCCAUGUUGCCACGGUGACAAAGCUUUGUCUGAAGUUCAUGACCUUUGACCCCAACUACAACUAUGACGACGAGCAGGACGAGGAAGAUGACAUGGACGUGGAGGAUGUGCUCGAUGAAGAGUCAGACGACGAGUACAGCGACGACGACGACAUGAGCUGGAAGGUGCGACGCUCCUCCGUCAAGUGUCUGGAGGCGUUGAUCGAGUCUCGCCGCGACCUCCUGCUCUCCUUCUACGCCUCGCUCUGCCCCGCGCUGCUCGCCAGGUUCAAGGAGCGCGAGGAGAACGUGAGGGCCGACGUCUUCGCGGCCUUCUCCACGCUGCUGAGACAAACCAGGGCGGCGUCGGGUCACCGCGGCCUCGUCGUCCCCGCGGCGCCGUCGCAUUCGGACCCGAGGUCGGUCGACGUGGAGGAGGAGGAGGAGCCGGCGGUCGCCAUGUUGAAGAAACAGGUGCCUCUCAUAGUGAAGGCUCUCCACCGGCAGCUGAAGCAGAAGAGCGUUCGUUCUCGUCAGGGCUGCUUCUGUCUGCUCACUGAACUCACUCACUCUGUCCCUGGAGGACUGGAGACGCACAUACCUGCUCUGAUACCAGGUAUAGUCUUCUCCCUGACAGACAAGUCCACCUCCUCCACCAUGAGGAUCGACGCUCUCUCCUUCUUCCACGUCCUCCUCCUCUCUCACCCUCCUCAGGCCUUUCAGCCUCACCUGCAGGUGCUGCUGCCCCCGGUGGUCGCCUGUGUGGACGACACGUUCUACAAAAUCACGUCGGAGGCUCUGCUGGUCACUCAGCAGCUGGUCAGAGUGAUGAGGCCGCACGGGCAGAACGCCGCCGCCGGGUUCGACCCCAGACCGUUCGUCAGGGAGGUGUUUUCUGCGACGCUGAAGAGGCUCAAAGCGACGGACAUCGACCAGGAAGUGAAAGAGAGGGCCAUCACCUGUAUGGGUCACAUGGUGUGUCACCUCGGCGACCACAUGGGGGCGGAGCUGCAGGGGGUUCUGGCGAUCUUUCUGGAGAGGCUAAAGAACGAGAUCACGAGACUGACGGCUGUUCGGACGUUCACACUCGUCGCCGCUUCUCCGAUAAAGGCGGACCUGUCGUCCGUCCUGCCCGAGGCUCUGUCCGUGUUGGGCUCGUUCCUGAGGAAGAACCAGCGGGCGCUGAAGCUCGGCUCGCUGGCGUGUCUCACCGCCCUCGUCACUCAUCACGCCGCCGGCAUCAAACCCGCGGCUCUGGAGCCGGUGCUCAGUGAACUUCCCGCCCUGGUGGACGAAGACGACAUGCACGUGUCUCAGGUGUCCGUGGCCCUGUUGACCGUCAUGGCCGCCGUCUGCCCCUCCUCUCUGGCGAAGAUCAGCUCCUCGGUGCUGCCCGGCGUCUUUAGACUCGUCCACUCUCCGCUGCUGCAGGGCGGCGCUCUGGCGGCCAUCUUGGACUUCAUAAAGGCGCUGGUCGGGUCCAAGACCAGCAGCAUGGGCUACAGUCAGCUGCUGAGGUCUCUCACCGAGCCGUUUCACAGUUCUCCGUCCUCGGACGGCGUCGUCGUCCACAGACAGUCGUAUCGCUCUGUCGCUCGCUGUGUGGCGGCUCUGACGUCCGCCUGCCCCAAAGAGACGCCGGCCACCGUGUCCGGCCUCAUACAGGAAGUGAAGAACCCCGGCUCUCCGGAGUCGGCUCGUGUCCUGGCUCUGCUGAGUCUGGGGGAGGUGGGGAGGAGCGGCAGCCUGGGAGGGAGCCGGGAGGUGCAGGCCGUCAUCCUGGAGGCCUUCACCUCCAGCAGUGAGGAGGUGAAGACGGCAGCCUCCUGCGCGCUGGGCGGCCUCGCCGUCGGCAGCCUGAGCGACUACCUGCCCUUCCUGCUGAAGGAGAUCUGCACGCAGCCGCGGAGACAAUACCUGCUGCUGCACUCGCUCAAAGAAGUCAUCAGUGCCUGUCCCGCCUGUGGUCUCUCGCCCCAUAUGGAGUCUAUCUGGUCUCUGCUGGUCCAGAGCUGCGAGUGUCCGGAGGAAGGAACCAGGAACCUCGUGGCUGAAUGUCUGGGGAAGCUGACGUCACUCGAGCCCGCGCAGCUGCUCCCUCGACUCAAACAGCAGCUUAAAGCCGGUUCCCCUCUGGCUCGCAGCACAGUGGUGACAGCGAUCAAGUUCACUAUCGUUGAACAACCAGCUCCCAUCGACUCACUGCUGAAGGACUGCAUCGGCGACUUCCUGAAGACGCUGCAGGACAAAGACGUGAACGUGCGUCGCGUCGCCUUGGUGAUGUUCAACUCGGCCGCCCACAACAAGCCGUGUCUGAUCCGCGGCCUCCUGGGGUCGGUGCUGCCUCACCUGUACCAGGAGACCCGCGUCAGGAAGGACCUCAUCAGGGAAGUGGAGAUGGGUCCGUUCAAACACACCGUGGACGACGGUCUGGACGUGCGUAAAGCGGCGUUCGAGUGUAUGUACACGCUGCUGGACGGCUGCCUGGAGGGGCUGGACGUCCUGCAAUUCCUGGAUCACGUAGAGGAAGGACUCAAAGACCACUACGACAUCCGGAUGCUGACCUUCCUGAUGCUGGCCCGACUCGUGUCUCUGUGUCCAGCUGCUGUUCUUCAGAGACUGGACAGACUGGUGGAGCCACUUAAAGCCACCUGCACCACCAAGGUGAAGGCCGGUUCAGUGAAGCAGGAGUUUGAGAAGCAGGACGAGCUGAGGCGCUCUGCCAUGCGUGCCGUCGCCGCCCUGCUGGCCGUGCCCGACGUGGAACGGAGCCCCAGCAUGGCCGAGUUCGCCAACCAGAUCAGAACCAACGCCGACAUGGCGUCGAUCUACCAGAGCGUCCAGGGCGGCGAGGCCGGGGAGAGCAUGGACAUGAGCUAGACGCUGGACGAUGGAAGAGACGUUUCUUUAUGAUGUGUUUUUUUAUAGACUUAGAUACAGAAGAUAAAAGAAAAGCACUGUUGACAUUUUAUAUUUUCCAAAUCAAGCCUGGGCUUUUCAGUCUGAAUUUCCUCUCGAAAAAAGAAAAAAGGGUCAAGAGAAGUCGACAAGUUCAGAUGAAAUAAAAUGGACCGGCAGUG